Messenger RNA from Sordaria macrospora k-hell, 1080 nucleotides. RefSeq lists its product as uncharacterized. Gene Ontology annotation, cellular component: perinuclear region of cytoplasm; endoplasmic reticulum; Golgi apparatus. Gene Ontology annotation, biological process: ubiquitin-dependent protein catabolic process; positive regulation of protein ubiquitination; vacuolar transport. Lineage: Eukaryota; Fungi; Ascomycota; Sordariomycetes; Sordariales; Sordariaceae. The record is from RefSeq and is a predicted model, not a curated record.
AUGUCGGCCCGUUACGAAAGGGUCAACGCCCAAGCCGACGACGAUGACGACCAUCACAACGACACGCCAACACCCACCAACAACCCUACGUCGAGACCAUCGAUUCCCAACUCGCCACCACCAUCCUUCCACUCCCGCGCUUCCUCCAUCCACAACAACCAACGCCCCGUGAAUCCCGACCUCGCCGAUGCCUUUGGCGCCGACGAAGAUGACGACGACAGCGACGAUGACGCCGACGACAGACAGCGCUUGAUGCGACGGAACUCUUCGCCGACGGACGCCUCCGGGGCAGCGGGAUCGACUGACGUGACAUCCGGAGGGAGUUCGAGGCCCGGGCCGGAAAGGCAAACAACACAGUUACCAGCUACACCAUACACGGCGACAGCGGGAGGAUCAACGACGCGGCCGUCAGGAAGGGUUUACGGUGGUGGUAUCCAGAACGAAGGUGUCUUUUCGAACUUGACAGCCAAGCCGGAACGAAAUAAUGGCGCUGAGAAGGAGGAGUUGCCUCCUUCCUACGAACAAGCAGCCGCAGACGCCGCCCCUCCCUACUGGGAAACCACCAUCCUCGCCCCCGGCCUCGGCGGGCCCGACGACGUUUACAUCGAAGGCAUGCCCGUCGGUUCCAUCGUCUCCUUCAUCUGGAAUGGCAUGAUCUCCAUGUCCUUCCAGCUCGUCGGCUUCCUGCUCACCUACCUUUUGCACUCCACCCACGCCGCCAAAAACGGAUCGCGCGCCGGCCUGGGCAUCACGUUGAUCCAGUUCGGCUUCAUGAUGAAGGGCACGCAAGAUUCCGGCGCCGAUGAUGGAUCGGGUUACACGGCCCCGCCAGAUCCGAACUCGCACGAUUUUGACCCGGGCCAGGUGGACGAUAACAGGGGAGGAGACAGUUGGGGAUCGGUAGAUUCGAGCGAUUGGGUGGCGUAUAUCCUUAUGUUGGCCGGCUGGUUUAUCUUGAUCAAGAGCGUUAGUGAUUAUUUGAAGGUCAGGAGGCAUGAGAUGUUGGUGCUGCAGAGCCCGGAUAGAGGGUUGGGGAUUCCGAUAAUUGCUACAGGGGAGGCGCCGGAGCGGGUGGUAUAA